Didymodactylos carnosus is the source of this 1623-nucleotide messenger RNA. The record is from the annotation of a GenBank genome assembly. NCBI's taxonomy places the organism in Eukaryota, Metazoa, Rotifera, Eurotatoria, Philodinida, Philodinidae.
AUGUGUGAAGUUGGUUGCCGUGUUUUAGUUGAUGGUCGUUAUUUUGCUCGUGUCUUAUAUGUGGGUACUGUUGAUGGAAAACAAGGUGUAUGGUAUGGAAUAGAUUGGGAAGAUUGGAUAGGAAAAGGAAAACAUAAUGGAACAUUCGAAGGUCGAUCAUAUUUCAAAGCAAAACAUGACACUUCGGGUUCAUUCGUCCGCAAAGAACGACUCUAUUUUGGUCAAUCAUUUAUGCAAGCAGUAUUUCAACAAUACAUUAAACCAUUUUUUAAAGAUGAUGAAUCAGUAAAACUAGCGACAACGAUCAAUCAAACAGACGAUUCACACUUAGAUGAAAAUGAUGAGAUUAGUUAUGAUUUCCUCGGUAAACAUUUUGAAAGUCAUAUGCGUCAACUAAAUGAUAUUGAACGUAUUGACUUGAGUAAUCAAUAUAUAAAUUCUUUUUCUCAGUCUGUCAUAACAUCAGAUAUUCACGAUUCAUUACAGUCAAUGCAUGAACUGGAUAUUCGCAAAAAUUUAUUAAAUAAUUGGUCAGAAAUAUGGCUUAUACUCAUCAGAUUUCGAUCACAAAUCACAAUAUUUAAUUGCAGUAAUUGUCGACUUGAUCUCACGUCAACAGAUGAAAAAUUUGAACGAAUUGAAGAAUUAAUGUUAAUUGAUCAAGACAACGAUUGGUAUGCAUUUGAACCUGUGCUAGUAUCAUUUCCUGGAUUAAAACGAUUAUAUUUAGAUUUGAACCGUAUUACAUAUUUAACUGAAAAUGUUGAACAAUUAUUAUCAAAUCUUCGCGUUCUAUCGUUAAGCGGAAAUAAAAUUACUGAGUGGGAACAUGUGAAUUAUUUAGGAAAACUACAACAUUUGGAAGAAAUUGGAUUGAACGAUUGUUACAUCAAGGAUAUACAAAUACCGAUAAAAAUAAGUACUCAAUCAUCCGCUAAUCAUGAAAAAUCUUCGUUAUUUCCCUCUCUGAAAUAUUUAUAUUUAUCGAACAACUUACUCUCAACCUGGACAUCGAUCAAUGAACUAAAUAAACUACCUCAACUAAUCUCUCUUAGUGUAUUACGAAAUCCGAUUUAUGACUCCAAUCUCAACGGUAUCACUAUUGAGUCAUCAAAACAGUACAUCAUUGCACGUUUAGACACACUGAAAUAUCUAAAUCGAGCCAUAAUACCGUCGGAUGAACGUCGAGGAGCAGAAAUUGAUUAUAUGAAAAAAUAUUCCACUGAUUAUUUUCAAAAUAAUGAACAAUUCCAUAUUGAACAUCCACGUUACCAAAAAUUAAUUCAAAAAUAUGGUGCACCAGAUCCACCAAUGUCAUCUAAACACCAAUCAUUGGCAGAUAAACCAGGUCUUUGCAUCAAAUCACAAUUAUUGACAUUAACAUUUCUCUAUGAGAAUGAUCAAAAAGAGAGAAAAGUACCGGGAGCAAUGACAAUAGCAAAACUAAAAGCAUUUAUUAAACGUUUAUAUCCUCAAUUGAAUGGUGGAGAAACGAAUUUAAGAUUAAAAGCAUGUACAAAAGAGACAGAUUUAAAACAUCAAGAAAUAUUAGAACAUGAUUAUAGAGAAUUGACAUUUUAUGCUUUGGAUAAUGGACACACGAUUCUUAUCGAAAAAAUUUAA